Molecule: messenger RNA, 3426 nt
Organism: Suillus bovinus
Lineage: Eukaryota; Fungi; Basidiomycota; Agaricomycetes; Boletales; Suillaceae
Exons: 10
Coding region: 1-3426 (1141 amino acids)
Biological process (GO): protein dephosphorylation
Molecular function (GO): protein tyrosine phosphatase activity
Source: RefSeq, a predicted model, not a curated record
AUGAGCAACAAAGAUUUCUUCACAAGCGUACCAUUCUCAGGUCAACAGGGAAGAGGACACCCAACAGAUCAGGAAAAUGUCGCUUCAUUUGCUCAUGCUAUCGCAGCACGCUUCGGAUCCGCUGAUCUUCUCACCGCACGUAUUCUCCCCGACGAACAACAACAACAACAUUCCCAAAAUUUCAUCUUACCUCCUAAACCCACUCUUCCACCCUCCUCCAAACCCGUACCAUCAUCGUCGUCGUCAUCCACCUUCACACCACUCAACCCCUCCGACCUCGCACCUUACCUCGCAGACCCCUCCACUCUCAUCCUCGAUAUUCGCCCACAUGCAGCUCAUACCGCCGCCCGUAUUCACAGAGCCCUCUCCCUUAGCAUACCAAGCACUCUCAUCAAGCGCCCUCUUUUUGGUCUCUCCAAACUCAUUCAGAUGCUCCCUUCCUCAUCUGCUCGCGCAAAAUUCGCAGCAUGGCCGACCGCAAAUCACAUAUUGGUAUAUGACGCUGAUUCUGCCCUCGUUCCAGAAACAAGUAAUAUUGCUGGUCUGCUCAGAAAAUUUCGUGCAGAGGGUUACACAGGUGAACUCGCCUGGGUAAAAGGCGGGUUUCAAGCUGUUUGGCGGGAUGCACGUAACUGCGCCACAACCGACCACCCUAGUCCGGAUGAGGAUGAUCCAGAUGGCACUCCCUCCUCUGGAGCAUUGCGCACAAAGCAUCUCCCAAAAGCUGCCUUUUCGCUUUCAACGACGACAGCUUCAAAUGCAGCUUCGGGUACACCUGCAAUCGCAAAUGCUGCCAACCCUUUCUUUGAUACCAUUCGCCAGAACUUGGAACUCAGUCACGGAAUCACGGAACGUAUUCCUCUCCGUCUUCCCAGGCGUGUACGGCGACGUAUCAAAGACCUCCCAUUUCUUUGGCUUCAAGAUAUCGCUGGUCGUUCUGCCCUUCGUCCCUCCCGCUCUUCUUCAUUUCCAGGGGAAACCAGUGUAGAAAGCGGCAGCGAAAGCUCUGAUGAUCCACAUGAUUCUGAUCCAGACUCGAAUGACCCUGACGUUGAGGAAGGCGCUGAAACUCUUGCCAUGCAGUUCUACCGCAUAGAAUUGGCAGAGCAAAGGCGUCUGAGAAGCGUCAUGGAGCAUCAUGCACGGGAAAGUGAGACCCUUCCUUCCACCCCCGUGCAAGGCGCAUUUCCAUUCAGUAUUACGGCAGGCGUCGAAAAAGGAGCCAAGAAUAGGUACAACCAUAUAUGGCCCUUCGAGCAUGCGCGUGUUCGUCUUCAUGAUGUCCAUACGCCACGGGACCCCUCACCUGUAGAUGAUUACGUGAACGCGUCGUAUGUGCAGCCCUUGGGCACACGUAAACGCUACAUCGCCACGCAAGGCCCAUUACCUGCGACAUUCAUUGAUUUUUGGACUCUUGUCUGGGAACAGAACGUUCAUGUAAUUGUCAUGCUCACGCGCGAGAUUGAGAAUGCGAUGGUUAAAUGUGGGACGUACUGGGUAGAGCCAUCCUAUGGACCUCUUCAAUUACAGCUCCUCGACACCUCUCCGCCCAUUUCACCUUCUGUUCCCUCCAACAGCUCUGCUGACAUUGGAUUCUUCAUGUCCCCGCGCGAGCGUGAUAAAAGCUCGAAGCAGCCAAGUAUAGUCGUGAGGACCUUUGUGCUCAGCCAUCGCGGUUACCCAGCCAUUCCGCCUAGAAAAGUGACGCAUCUGCAAUAUCUGGAUUGGCCCGACAUGAAUGUACCUGACGAUCCUCGCGGCGUGCUAGAGCUCGUGAAGCGCGUCGAGCGAGCUGUCCAAGAAAGCACUCCAGGUCCAUCCCCCACUGAUGCUAGGAAAAAGCACGGACGCAAGGGAUGGCGGCAUCCUGACCUGGACUCGAAGACGGGCAUUGCUGCGUUUGCGCUUGGUUCCCCCCCGCCUGUGCUGUUACAUUGCUCGGCGGGUGUGGGCAGGACGGGCGGGUUUAUUGCUAUAGAUGCUGUAUUAGAUGCGAUUAAGAGGGAGUUGAUGCAGAGGAGAGAAACCAGGGCUCGGGCUCAGGCUCGUGCGAGCGUUGUUGUUGGCGCUGAUAGGCAGGGGAGUGAGAGUGUGGUUUUGGAGAAGAAUCCGAAAGGGGAGAAGAUUGUCGGGACUGUCCCUCUCGUUAUGGGCGACCGCAAGAAAUCUCGUCGUCAUCACCCACAUAAAAGUACAGUCAAAGAAGGCGAAACGAGCUCUUCAGAGUCGCUUGUGGUGCACGUGCCUUUUACAGAAGAGACUGCGGGUUUAGAUACGAGAUGGCAGAACAUGAGCUCAUCGACGAGGGAGUGGGCUGAGCAAGUGUUGGACCACACGCGUCCUGGCGAGGAAGAACAGGAGGCGGGUGGCAGUGGCAUUGGUGUGGACGUUAAGGCCGGAAGCGGACGGUCUGGCUCUGGCUCUGGAAGCAGUGGCAGGAGCAGCGUCUCGGGAAGUGGUAGCGGUGGGGCCUUCCCACCCUCCUCAUGCGUCUCCAUUUCUGUCUCUCACUCCGGGUCUCCAUCAAAUUCAGGUGUCGACUCGAUCUCCGCUUGCAACUCGGGCUCUGGCACGAAUACAUCCAACUCUGGAUUUUGGAGUAGCACUGGCGGAGACUCAGGAUUAGCGGGCUUCAUGCGCGCUCGUCUGAGAGAUAGCUCAGCGACCUCGCUUUCGAACAUGAGUUCUGAUUUUUCGAGCGAAAAACUUCCAAGGUCACUGGCCCAGCCAUCGGCAGUACGUAUCAGCCCCGAAGAGGAAGAUGCCAUGGACGUUGAUAGGCCUCCGCGUUCUUCAUCUGCACCGCUGCAGCCAGCGAAGAGUGAUUUGGACCAACGUACGGCGGGUCACACUGUGAUCGACUAUAAGCUUCCACGACAGCUGCAUCAGGAUCUGUCACCUGCACCAUUGAUGUCCCAUACCAACCCCAUCUGGACGGUCGUGCAAGACAUGCGCGAGCAGAGGAUGAGUCUUUGCCAGAGCUUGCGACAAUAUGUAUUCGUGCACGCAGCGGUUAUCGAGGGUGCCCUUAUGAUCAUGGAUGAGGAGAGAACGCCCUCCAAGAAUUCCGGUAACGUCGAGAUCCCUAGCGUAGGACGCAUUCAAUGUUCCCAGGAUCGGACGCGCUCGUUCCCUGCGGGCAUGCAAAGCUCAGCUAGCAGCAGUCAAGUGCACCAUACGUCGUCGCCGUCAAAGUGGAAACGCGGUCCCAGCCCCACCGAACUACUUAGGGAAGACAAAUCUUUUGCGAAACGCCCCAGUAUCAAACGCAGGACACUUAGCGACGAAAGAAUUCUUCCCGUUUUCGAGUUAGCCACCGGCGCCCCACAAGUCUUGCCAAGUGGAACUGGUGGAGUGUCGAAAGUCGAAAGUGGGAACACAGAUAUGGGACCCAUGACACCGGAGUGGAGCACCGCCGCGAAGUAG